AUGGCAAGCCCACAGCAGUUCUUGGCCCAGGCCCAGGCCCGACGAGCCCCCUCAUUGGCUGUCCCUACCAAAUUGAGCCUGCCCAAAUCGAUUCCUGCCCCGGCCGAAGAACCCGCAAGCAAUCCACUGCCGCCACACCCCCAGCAGGGAAAGCAAGCACAGGUGGAGGCUGCCUUAGAGAAGCCAAAGAACGAGAAAACAUCUCCAGCCGCUGCGGCGGUACCGGGAACACCGACCCCUGCUUCUCGAAAGCCCUCAGGACAGAAAUCAAUUCUUGCGAAGGACGAGAUACUCGUUAAACCAGCAGGAAGCAUAAAAACAUCGCAGUUGUCUUCAAAAGAAUCAAAGUCACCCGACAACACGGGUUUCACUCCGGGUUCAAUUGACCGUCAGGAAGAUGAUUCGAAUUCGGAUAACGCGCCCACAAAGAUAGAGGCGUUGACUGGCGUUCUUCUCGAGAUCGAGAGUACAUUUGAUACCGCCGACAGCCCCGACACCUCAAAGGACCCGCUCAGCAGUCCGGGUAUUGAGCAGCUAACUGGACUCAACUUUUACGUUGAACCUUCACAAGAGGAUAGUGUGACACUCUCAAAGGAUACUCCUGCAUUCUCAGACGUUGUGCGGCAGGCACAAGACGCGAAGAAGAGAGUGGAAGCGCUCCAAGCAGAUCUCAACGCAUCCGGUGGGGAUUCCAAGUUUGAUGCGGAGGCGGCAGAGGAGAGGGCCAAACAGGCUUGGGAGGUGGUGGAGACCUGUUAUCAAGCGAUGCAGAAUUAUUUUGCCGCAGUGAACUCGAAACGUCUUUCUGGCAUGCAGCCCUCGAGUCCCCAGGUAUACAAGCUGGAUCCAGUCAAUACCUCACCUGAGACUCCCAGAGGAAUUCCAGUAACUUUAUCUCAGCCUGUCUUAGAUGAAAUCGUCAAUCAACCAUCUAACGCCACACUUCACACCUCUUCGCAGCCGUUGGCAGAUGAAACCAUCAAUCAAGUAUCUAACGCCAAGCUUCAAACCCCUCCAAAGCCAUUGGCAGAUAGUUUCAAGGAGUAUCGAUCCCCUCCACGAACACCGUCUUCCCAGGAUUCAAAGGAGGAUAUGGCUUCUGAGAAAUCUCUCCCCCACGCCUCUACGAAACAGAGUUCUCAAAGCAGUGCACACGCCCACGCAAACUUUUUUCAAGGAAUGGAAAAUGCCCCCAGAGGAAUGGAAGAUGCCUGCCAUCAGAUCUCGGGUCAGUGUUUCCAGCAAGGAACCAUCCUCAUCCAAGGAACCAGAAGUGCCUGCCAUUCCUUCUCAGGAGAAUUUGACCAGUAA
Molecule: messenger RNA, 1311 nt
Organism: Penicillium malachiteum
Lineage: Eukaryota; Fungi; Ascomycota; Eurotiomycetes; Eurotiales; Aspergillaceae
Exons: 1
Coding region: 1-1311 (436 amino acids)
Source: RefSeq, a predicted model, not a curated record